Cyphellophora europaea CBS 101466 is the source of this 795-nucleotide messenger RNA. RefSeq names its product 40S ribosomal protein S4. Gene Ontology annotation, cellular component: ribosome; cytosolic small ribosomal subunit. Bases 1 to 795 code for a protein of 264 amino acids. NCBI's taxonomy places the organism in Eukaryota, Fungi, Ascomycota, Eurotiomycetes, Chaetothyriales, Cyphellophoraceae. The transcript has 4 exons. The record is from RefSeq and is a predicted model, not a curated record. Gene Ontology annotation, molecular function: RNA binding; structural constituent of ribosome. Gene Ontology annotation, biological process: translation.
AUGGGUCGCGGACCAAAGAAGCAUCAGAUGAGAUUGUCGGCUCCAUCGCAUUGGAUGCUCGACAAACUCCAGGGUGCCUAUGCUCCUAAAGCCUCCCCCGGUCCUCACAAGACUCGCGACUGCCUGCCUCUGAUUGUCUUCCUCCGAAACCGACUGAAGUAUGCUAUCACUGGCAAGGAGGUCACCAUGAUCAUGAUGCAGCGCCUCAUCAAGGUCGAUGGCAAGGUCCGCACCGAUACCACCUACCCCACCGGCUUCAUGGAUGUCAUCUCCAUCGACAAGACCGGCGAGCACUUCCGUCUCGUCUACGAUGUUAAGGGCCGCUUCGCCAUCCACCGCAUCGAACAGGCCGAGGCCGAGUACAAGCUGGGCAAGGUCAAGAGAGUGCAGGUUGGCCGCGGAGGCAUCCCAUUCUUGGUUACGCACGAUGCUCGCACUAUCCGAUACCCCGAUCCCGCGAUCAAGGUCAACGACACCGUUAAGAUCGACCUCGCCACCGGAAAGGUCACCGAGUUCAUCCGCUUCGACACUGGUGUGAUCGCCAUGGUCACUGGUGGUCGUAACAUGGGUCGUGUUGGCGUCAUCACCCACCGUGAGAGACACGACGGUGGCUUCAACAUUGUCCACAUCAAGGACGCUAUUGACAACUCUUUCGCUACCCGGGAGAGCAACGUCUUCAUCAUCGGCAAGGAGAAGCCUUGGAUCUCUCUGCCCAAGGGCAAGGGUGUCAAGCUCUCUAUCGCUGAGGAGAGAGACCGCCGCCGGGCCGUCCAGAUGGCCCAGCCUCGCAUGUAA